Molecule: messenger RNA, 1969 nt
Organism: Apis laboriosa (Himalayan honeybee)
Lineage: Eukaryota; Metazoa; Arthropoda; Insecta; Hymenoptera; Apidae
Product: tyrosine-protein kinase CSK-like
Exons: 9
Coding region: 457-1938 (493 amino acids)
Biological process (GO): protein phosphorylation
Molecular function (GO): protein tyrosine kinase activity; ATP binding
Source: RefSeq, a predicted model, not a curated record
GCUCUUGUCUUUCGUAGAUCAAAAUGUUCUUCACUCAGAUUGUGUGUAGCAAAAUGGCCGCCCGACCAAAGUGAGUGUGACGUUUCGUGAGGUGAUUGCAUCGUUGUUUUAAGUGGUUUUUACGAAUAUUCGUUCAUGUGACAUAGUGUUAUUGUGUUUCCUGUGAUUAUCCGCAGGUCUGUGAAGAAAAUUCGAAUAUUCGAUAAGAGGAGAAAAUAUCCGAAGGAUGGACAAUCAAUCUGAAAUAUAGGAAAUAUACAUGUAUCUAUUCAUAGAGCUUGAAAACAUUGAGAUCUCAAAUGAAAUACGUAGUGGAUUUUUUGCGGCGUAAAAUGUUUCUCUACAAACCAGAUACAAUCGUAAACGCAUUAUAAUGGUCGUAAAUCACUUUAAAUAACCUUGAAAGAUCUCGAGAAACCAACAUAUUGAUUCGCAUAAGCCACUGCGGGAGUUGCGAUGCCAACGUAUCACAAUGCGGGUGGUGGAUACCCGAAUGUGUCAGCGCCAGCGCGGCAAGCGAAGCUCGAUGGCAAUCAAAAUCACCAUACGAUCCCCUCAAACGUAACGUCCCAUCCCCUUAUACAAAAUAGCACGCAACACAACGUUCCUUCCAACUUAUCUGCAAGUAACAUUCCGUCCCAUCCAGUAUCACCGACGAUGACUACGCAUUCGAACGUCACCACUCCUAAUAUAACCAGUCACAUGAAUACCGGAUCAACGCCGGUAAUCCUCACUUCGAAUGUCACGAAUCCUAGCAAUCCUGCUGCGUUAUCGGUGAAUCCGAGGCACGAGGUCAAACUGAACGCUAUGCCAUGGUUCCACGGGAAGAUAUCAAGGGAAACUGCCGAACGAUUGUUGCGGCCGCGCGAGGACGGCCUGUUCCUAGUCCGGGAGUCGACGAAUUUCCCCGGCGACUAUACGCUGUGCGUGUGUUAUCAGGGUCGUGUACAACAUUACAGAGUGAAAUAUAAGAACAAUCAAUUGACUAUCGACGACGAGGAGUUUUUCGAAAAUUUGGCCUUGCUGGUCGAGCAUUAUGAACAGGAUGCGGAUGGAUUGUGUACGCAAUUGACAAAAUCCUUACCGAAAGAAGGCAAACAGGAUUUCUGUGUGGAUUUAAAAGCUUUCGUAAAGGCUGGUUGGGUAAUACAGACCCACGAGUUAGAAUUGAGGGAAUGUAUCGGGAAAGGAGAGUUCGGUGACGUGUUAUUGGGCGUUUAUCGAGGCGAAAGGGUCGCCGUGAAAAUGCUAAAAGACAACAGUGAGGCGGCACAGAGGUUUCUGGCUGAAGCAAGUUUGAUGACUUCGUUGAUCCACGAUAAUCUAGUCAAACUGCUCGGCCUUGUUUUCAAUAAUCAACACAUGUACCUGGUUACGGAAUAUAUGAGCAAAGGAUCCCUGGUGGAUUACUUGAGAUCAAGAGGAAGAUUGCAUGUUUCUAAGAAAGAUCAGAUCAACUUCGCGUACGACACGUGCGCAGGUAUGGCAUAUUUAGAAUCUAGACACGUAGUACAUAGAGAUCUGGCCGCGAGAAACGUUCUCGUCGCGGAGGAUAAUUCGGCAAAAGUGUCAGAUUUUGGUUUAGCACGGGAUGAAAAUUUUUCUCUCGAAGGAGGAAAACUUCCCAUCAAAUGGACUGCACCAGAGGCUUUAAAGCAAAAUAAGUUUUCAAAUAAGUCUGAUAUGUGGAGUUUUGGAAUACUUUUAUGGGAAAUUUAUUCCUUUGGACGUGUACCAUAUCCACGAAUUCCAUUAGCGGAUGUUGUAAAAUGUGUAGAAAAGGGAUAUAAAAUGGAGCCACCAGAUGGUUGUCCGCAUGAAGUUUAUGAUAUUAUGAGACAAGCAUGGGACUUACAACCUGAAAAACGACCUACUUUUUACGAUAUAAAACUUGUAUUGGGUCAACUAAAAGCUGAAUACACCAAAGGUGUAAAUUAAAAAAAAAAAAAAAAAAAAAAAAAAAAAAAAA